GAGGAGGUGAGACAGCUAGACAGGAAGACAGAUCCAGAUCGAUGAGACCGAAACAAAGAACUGCCAUAGAACUUUGCUGCAGGGUGUUUUUGUUUUUUAUUCUUCUUCUUCUUCUUCUUCCAGCUUUUAAGUCUCAUAAAGCUCACUGAUCACCCAGCUCUCCAAAACUGAGAAGAUGCCCAAUUUCUCACAGUGCGUAGUCCCUUGGUCCUCAAUGUGGCUGGCAUCUUUGCUUAUUUUGAUGGUGCAGUCGGUGCUCUCUUCCUCGUACUCUUCAUCCUCGACGUAUCAGAGACCUGCAGCUGGCGGGAAGCGGCCGGGCUUCAUGGGGAGGACGUUGGUUCUCCUGGAUGUCAACACUCGCAGUCCGAUCAGGGUACUCAACGACAACUUCCUCUCGCUGCAGCUGGACCCCUCGAUCAUCAAAGACGGCUGGUUGGACUUUCUGAGCUCCAAGCGACUCGUGACCCUGGCGCGCGGCCUGUCGCCUGCUUUUCUACGUUUUGGUGGAAAGCGAACCGACUUCUUGCAGUUCAACAACCAGAAGAACCUCGCUAAGUUCAGAGGACCAGGGCCAGACUAUUAUCUGAAGAACUACGAGGACGACAUAGUGCGCAGUGACAUUGCCUUGGACAAACAGAAGGGAUGCAAACUGGCCCACCAUCCUGACAUCAUGCUGGAGCUACAAAGAGAGAAGGCUGCCACUACACAACUGGUCAUGCUGAAAGAGCAGCUGUCCAACAUCUACAGCAACAUUACAAUAACAGCCAGGUCUUUAGACAAACUGUACAACUUUGCCGACUGUGCUGGUCUGCACCUGAUUCUGGGGCUCAACGCGCUACACAGAAACCCAGACAACUCCUGGAACACCUCAUCCACACUCAGUCUGCUGAAGUACAGCGCUGGCAAGAAGUACAACAUCUCCUGGGAGCUGGGCAAUGAGCCCAAUGCCUACCGCAGCAUGGUGGGUCGUGCCGUAAACAGCACCCAGUUGGCUCAGGACUACACCAAACUGCGGACCCUGCUGCAGUCUGUGCGUUACUACCACCGAGCUCACCUCUUUGGCCCAAAUGCUGGACGACCCCGGAAGAAUGCCAUGCUGCUGCUGGAUGGGUUCUUGAAGAAUGCUGGCUCUGUUGUAGAUGCUGUUACGUGGCAACAUUACUACAUGGAUGGCAGAGUGAACAAAGCAGAGGACUUCCUAAAAACUCGUCUUUUAGACACACUGACGGAGCAGAUUACUAAAGUCACCAAGGUUGUGAACACACAUACUCCUGGUAAGAAGUUGUGGCUGGGUGGACUGGGGCCAGCUUGGGCAGGAGGUGUCAAUAAUCUCUCUGACACAUAUGCUUCCAGCUUUCUGUGGAUGAACACAUUGGGUGUGGCAGCUGUGCAUGGCAUCGAUGUUGUUUUGCGUCACUCAUUCUUUGACUAUGGAUACACACACCUUGUGGACCAGCAUUUUAACCCUUUACCUGAUUACUGGUUCUCUCUGGUCUUCAAGCGUCUGGUUGGUCCAAGAGUUUUAGCUGUGCGGGUGGCUGGACUGCAGAGGAAACCACAGCCAGGGCGAGUGAUACGGGACAAGCUGCGGAUCUACGCCCACUGCACCAGCUACUACAAUCACAACUAUAUGAGGGGGUCCAUAACAAUCUACAUCAUCAACCUGCAUCGGUCAAGAAAGAAAAUCAAGUUGGCGGGAACGUUACGGAACAAGACUGUCCAUCAGUACUUGCUGCAACCCUACGGCACAGAUGGACUACGAGCCAAACACGUGCAGCUGAAUGGGGAAAGGCUCCUCAUGCAGGACACAGAGACAUUCCCUGAGUUGAAGCCCAAGACACUGAGGGCUGGAAGGACAAUAGCUAUGCCUCCCAUGACCAUAGGCUUUUAUGUAAUCAAAAACAUUAAUGCAUAUGCCUGUCGAAGAUAACAGAAACCCUUCACCCCCAAAAUGCAGAACCACCAGCCCCCCACCAGCUUAACUCCAAUUUCUAAAACCAAAACACUACUCAGAGGAUUUUGCCAUCUUAUUUUAGGACACUUGAGCAGCGUGGACACUUGAAUACACCACAAUGCCCUGGUUAAAUAGCAUCCUCUUUACCACUGUGACAGAUUCUGUGGUAAUGUUGAAGCCACUCUUUCCCCCCGUUCCCUUCUCUGUUUCUACAAAGACUUGCUCUGAACUUAUUUAAAGGGCUGCACUGAACACUUUUUCUUUCUUUUCACUAGCAGUUUCAAAAUGCUGCAAGAAUCAUAUGGACUGUUAGUGUUUUGUGAAUUUGAUGACAUUUGUAUUUUCUUGUCAAGGUAAUAGAGUGAAAAUCUACAUUGUUUGAAGCUGUAUUUUAUUCUCUUUGACCGUCAAACGUUUGGCCUCCUCAGUAAAAAUUUUUUACUGACCUACAAGGGAAAAAAAACCUAUUCUGCCCUUUGAAGGAAAAUGCUGUAUGUGUAUGUUUAUGUAUGCAUGUGCUCUAUUGAUGAAGCUACUGAUGUGCCUGUUCAAUCUUUUGGAUGUGCCACUGAAAGCAUGAUUUUUCUCCCUUACCUUAUCAACAGGCUGAAACUGAAAAUCUUUUUCCUUUUUUGUACCGUUGUCCUUCUGAGUUGCACAUUUCCAUUUAACUGUGGAGCAUUACAGCCAGGAUGUUAUUUUUCAGUAAUGGAUCGCUAAAGAACAAUGUGAACCCAUCCAUCACAAGCUUCCAGCAAUCUGGGUUUUGUUAUACAGUACUUUUAAAAACAUCUAAAGUCACGGUUUUUCUGGUGCAUUUGAACGUAUCUUAUUCCUCCUUCGUGUGAUCAUACAUUUAUUAAUCCUUAAAUGCUGCUAGGUUUUUUUUUUUUUACAGAAUAUACAUUAUAUAUUUCACAUUUUGUACAGAUUUACUGUCAUUACAUAAUGUGUUGUACAUAAAAAGUGAAAGAGAUUUAAGCUUGUAACAUUACAUUCAGUAUACGCUUAAUUUAUAUGAUAAAAUACAUUGUACUUUAUAUUUCUAUUACAGAAGGCCCAUGUUAGUGGUACUUAUGUCCCAACUUUAAAAGAAAAUAAAAAAUAGUAAAGAAUGUAACUGAACGAUGGGACAACUGUGCUAAUAUAUAGAUGGUCAUAUAAUUUCUUUUUUCAAGAAAAAAACAUUACCCUGUAGUUCUUGUUUUAUAAUAUUUUGACAAUCCUAUUUAAAGAAGGUCCUGUUAUUGUUCAACUAAAACUACACACUACCUGGAAAGAUUUAAUCACAUUCCUCAUCUUCUGCUCUGAACUAAACCAUAACAGUUCAAAACGUACACAGUGGACAAUGAGCGAGAGCAGGUUUGGUGUCUGAACAUAUUAAAUAUAAAUAUUAUUUGCCUCUGAAUGUGUUUAUACUUAAUGUAGAGAUGUUCAUAUUUGUUUUGGAGAACAUUAUUUUAAUAUGUAAAUUGUGCCUAUAUUAUUUUUUGUUUAAAAAAAAAAAGUUUACAACGGAAAUAAACACA
Molecule: messenger RNA, 3486 nt
Organism: Melanotaenia boesemani (Boeseman's rainbowfish)
Lineage: Eukaryota; Metazoa; Chordata; Actinopteri; Atheriniformes; Melanotaeniidae
Gene: hpse2
Product: heparanase 2
Exons: 12
Coding region: 176-1933 (585 amino acids)
Cellular component (GO): membrane; extracellular matrix
Molecular function (GO): hydrolase activity, acting on glycosyl bonds
Source: RefSeq, a predicted model, not a curated record